GUUGAUCUUUGUGGUUAGGUAGACAUACACUUUCAGGGUCUGCAGCAGUUACCUGGUUUAGCUGCCAUUGCUUGGUGUGGUAGUGGCUUGGAUAGCAGGGAGCUGUAGCACUGACUGUCAUGGCUUUUCAUCACUUAAGGACUCUUUGUCAAUUGUUAAUGAUUGUACUUUAUGCUGAUGCUGUGAAAGCCUUCAGCCCUGUUCUCCAGGAGUCUGUCUCCAAUGGAGCCCCAGAUUUCAGUUCUCUACCAUCCUGGGGUGAUGGCUUUCUAUCCAGCCAGUUCAGUGAUGAUGCACUUCAUUCAAGUGCUGCUAGUCCUGCUGAAUCCUUCUUUGACCUAGAAGAUGAUGAAAGUGAUAACCAUGAUCUUGGUGUGGUGGAUGAAGGUGACAUUCUGGACUAUAAUGGCUUAAGCCCCAGGGCCCAAAGACCUCCUAAAGGGAAGAGGCCUAAACAGAAACCAGUAGCUGGAAAACCUUUGCCUAGUACCCCACAGCUCAGGGAACCCUUACUUGAGAGUCAAAGACCUCAUCAAACUGAGGAUGCUGGCCAUCCCACCCAAUCCAGAGAAAAGGGCCCCAGCCAAAGACCAACUUCCCCUCCUGGUGUGGACAGACCUGUGCCCAACAUUUCUGCUCCUCUAAAAGAUCCAGGUACCCGUAAUGGCCAAAGUCCAGGUGACCACCACAUUUCUACAGGUAUUCACAGAUUUCCUCCUGUAGCCAAACAACCCCUCAGCAGCUGGGUACCUAGUAGACGCAAACCUGCAGUUUACUCUCCCCAGAGUGCUAGACGUGUCCCAGGGUUCGCUCAAGGUAGCGCAAGGCGUCCUAGUGGCUUUCCUGAGCAGAAUGGCUUGACUUCUGGCAUUAGAAGGCCACCUUUCAGCCAUUUCUCUGACCAUGUUGAAAGACCAUCUGUAGCCUCUGAUGUUACCUGGGGUAGGGCAGAUGUUGCCUAUUCCCCUUAUGCCCCACCAUCUGCUAGUCGCCUUCCGCUUUCCACCUAUGGCACUGCAGACCGACGUGGGCCACGUAUUGGCCCUUAUGGGUUGGUUCAUGGUGACUAUGGUAGACCCCUUGAAGGUAUGCUUUCCUCAGACCAGUAUGGCCCAGCCCUACAUAGGCACAGUAGGCCCUCAGAAAGCUAUUUUCCCUCUAGCUAUAACUGGGCCCUUGGUCAUUUUAUCCCUAGCUUCCAACGAUCUGACUAUGAGGUACCUCUCCCUUCUGGUUUCAUCUACAAUGGCCACAUUUUUCCCUAUGGUAGCUUCUUCCCCCCUAGUCGACAUGGCUUGACCAGAGGUCAAGGUGCUGCCUAUGGCUCUAGACAAAGAGGCUAUUUCAUUCCUACACCUUACAGGCCAGAGAAAGAGGGCUUUCCCCCAGUACUUAGUCCUGACUAUCACCAUGGUGGUGAAACUGCCUCCUUCCAUGGGGGACACUACUUCCCUGUCCACUAUGGCCAUGGAGGACAUGUUGUGCAGAGCAAAACAAACCUUGAACAUGGCAGGGUUCAGUUUUCCCAAACCAGUUAUUCACCAUUGGCUGCUAGACCUGUCCUCAGCCAUAGUACCUCAGGACGUGGAAGCCACUCUGACAACCGCUUGCAGCAAUCCUGGAAUCAUCAUGUGCCAGGUAGACACCGCCAUGGCUAUUGAAGUGGUUUAAAGCAACACUGAGGUCCUGCCUGCUCUUUGUCUUCAGACUUGUUUGUCAACUUAUUAUGCAUGGGUUUCUAAAUAAAUGGCUAACU
Molecule: messenger RNA, 1756 nt
Organism: Scleropages formosus (Asian bonytongue)
Lineage: Eukaryota; Metazoa; Chordata; Actinopteri; Osteoglossiformes; Osteoglossidae
Exons: 5
Coding region: 120-1661 (513 amino acids)
Source: RefSeq, a predicted model, not a curated record